AUGUCCAUUGCAUUUUGCCAGCAGCUUGUUAGAACAAUUGGACAUUUUCAGUGUAUCUCUACACUUGAAAAGGAGUUAAGGGAGUAUGUUUCUCAAGUUACCAAAGUUAGUGGUUUGCUACAAAAUAUCUGGAAAGCUGAGCCAUGCACUUUACUUCCAUCAUUGCAAGAAGUGUUUGCAAUUAUUUCUUCCACAGAUGCUUCAUUUGAACCAUCUGUUGCUCUGGCGAGCCUUGUGCAGCACAUUCCCUUACAGAUGAUUACUGUUCUCAUCAGAAGUUUGACCACCGAUCCUAAUGUGAAAGAUGCAAGCAUGACUCAGGCUCUCUGCAGGAUGAUUGACUGGCUUUCCUGGCCUCUAGCACAGCAUGUGGAGACAUGGGUGAUCGCCCUGCUGAAGGGACUGGCAGCAGUCCAGAAAUUUACUAUUCUAAUUGAUGUUACUUUGCUUAAAAUUGAAUUGGUAUUCAACAGACUGUGGUUUCCACUGGUAAGACCCGGAGCAUUGGCCGUGCUUUCCCACAUGCUACUUAGCUUUCAGCAUUCUCCAGAGGCUUUUCAUAUGAUUGUACCACAUGUUGUAAAUCUGGUCCAGUCUUUUAAAAGUGAUGGCCUCCCAUCCAGUUCAGCAUUCCUUGUCCAGUUUUCCGAGCUGAUGCACUGCAUGAUCUAUCACUAUUCUGGAUUUCCAGACCUUUAUGAACCCAUCUUGGAAGCUCUUAAGGACUUGCCAAAGCCCUCUGAAGAGAAAGUAAAACUCAUAUUAAACCAAAGUGCCUGGACAUCGCAAUCCAAUGCUUUGGCAUCAUGCCUACCCAGGCUAUCAGGGAAAUCUGAAACUGGAAAAACUGGUCUAAUUAACCUGGGGAAUACCUGUUAUAUGAAUAGUGUCCUACAAGCACUUUUUAUGGCUACAGAUUUCAGGAGGCACGUGUUGUCACUGAAUUUGAAUGGGUGUAAUUUACUAAUGAAAAAAACUGCAACAUCUCUUUGCUUUCCUGGCACACACUCAGAGGGAAGCUUAUGCUCCUCAGAUUUUCUUUGAGGCUUCUAGGCCACCUUGGUUCACCCCACGAUCCCAGCAGGACUGUUCAGAGUACCUUCGCUUUCUUUUAGACAGACUACAUGAAGAAGAGAAGUCCUUCAGAGCUCUGUCCUCAAUGCCUGCUGCUGAUCCAAUGAUUACUGAUGGUGGUUUGCAAGCAGCAGCAUCUGGAGGGACAGACGUCCUUCCCCGAGUGCAGAACACAGGGUGGGGUCAUGAAGAGAAGACUUUAAUAGAAAGUAUGUUUGGAGGGAAGCUACAAACUACCAUUUGCUGCCUGAACUGUAAAAGCACUUCUCAGAAGAUGGAAGCCUUCACUGACCUUUCUCUGGCCUUUUGUCCGUCAUCAGAUAAACCUGUCCAAAGCAUGGUCUGCUCCCCAAAGGAGAAAGAUGAUGAUUGCAUAGAAAUAGAUGUUACCCCAUCUGGCGAAGCGCAGAGUGUUUUUGUUCUUUCAGCACAAGAUGAUUGUGGAAAGUCUACUGAACUAAAGUCCACGGUCGGCGGUUGUCAGUCCAGCAGUAACACCUCUGUGGAUGUACCAGCAUGUAACAACACAUUGCCGCCUGACAGUGACCUGUGUAGAAAGACUGAUAAGAAUGAAACGCUCUCUGUUACGGACUUGUUGAGCUAUUUUCUAGCACCAGAGAUACUUGAUGGAGAAAAUCGAUAUCAUUGUGAAAAAUGUGCUUCCCUCCAGAACGCUGAAAAGACUAUGCAUAUUAUAGAAGAACCAGAAUACCUCAUUUUAACGCUAUUAAGGUUUUCAUAUGACCCUAAAUGUCACGUGAGACGGAAAAUCCUGGAUAAUGUGUCCAUUCCACUGGCACUUGAAUUGCCAGUUGAAAGAUCUACCUCGGUGGCUUGUUCUGGAGAUAGAACUCAAGAUGCAGAUGUUCCUGAUGUCAGUGAGAACCUGGCUAAAAAGCUGAAACCAUCUGGUAUUGAAGAUCUAUGCUGCACCCAGCUUGUCCCCUAUGUUCUAAGCUCUAUUGUGGUCCAUUCUGGUACCUCUUCAGAAAGCGGCCAUUACUAUUCAUAUGCAAGGAAUGUCACCAGUACAUCGCGAUAUCUCUGCCAUGAGAAACCUUACCAAGGUCAUUUAGUGAGCAAAGAGACCUCAAACUCGGUAGUUGAAAAUGACACUGCAUGUAAUGACAUGUCUAAAGAAUGGUUUCUGUUUAAUGAUAGCAGAGUGACAUUUACUUCAUUUCAGUCUGUUUUAAAUAUCACCAGUCGGUUUCCAAAGGACACAGCUUAUGUGCUGUUAUAUAAAAAAGCACAGUUGUAGUGAUGCCAGUAAUAUACAUCCUAGUUCAGUAAAUGGACUUUGGGUAAAUGGGGAACCACCACUUCAGAAGGAGCUGAUGGAUGCCAUUACCAAGGACAAUAAGCUCUACUUACAGGAACAGGAACUUAAUGCCCGUGCACGGGCUCUACAAGCAGCAUCUGCUUCCUGCUCGUUCAGACCCAAUGGAUUUGAUGACAAUGACCCUCCAGGCAGUUGCGGGCCUAGUGGCGGUGGUGGAGAUGGAGGUUUCAGCACCAUCAGCAGACUUGUCUUUUAA
Messenger RNA from Staurois parvus, 2612 nucleotides. Lineage: Eukaryota; Metazoa; Chordata; Amphibia; Anura; Ranidae. The record is from the annotation of a GenBank genome assembly.